AUGAAAAGAAAAUACAAUUAUUUUUUUCUUCACUUUUCCAGCUCAUUUUCAUUUUCAUUUUCUUUCCUUGGUACCAAACAAACAUAGUGUAAGAGAGAGAGGGUUUGUAAUUUUUUAACAUUAAAAAAAGGCGCGGCCACGGUGUGUGAAUCAAAAAUAUCUUUCAUACAAAUUGGAGGAGACCUAGCAAAAGUAAACCGGCAUCAGCACCAGCAGCAACCAACUCCUGCGCCUCACUCCACAGCUGCACCCAGUUUGCCCUAACUCCUUCUUCUCUAUCUCUAUCUCCAUCUCUCUUAGGUUGACGUAGAUGGGAAGCUUCGCAAACAAUAGCAGAAAUGGCGGCGGUGCAGCCAUGGUGGACAAGGGCGUCGAUUUCGCUAAUUACUUCUGCACAUAUGCCUUUCUCUACCACCAGAAGGAGAUGCUCUGCGAUCGUGUUCGCAUGGACGCUUACUACAACUCCAUCUUCCAGAACAAGCACCACUUUGUUGGAAAGACUGUGUUGGAUGUGGGGACUGGGAGUGGUAUUCUCGCAAUAUGGUCAGCUCAAGCCGGAGCAAGGAAGGUCUAUGCUGUGGAAGCUACUAAAAUGGCUGAGCAUGCCCGUGUCCUUAUAAAAGCAAAUAACCUUGAAGGUGUGGUUGAAGUGAUUGAGAGCAAUAUGGAGGACGUUUCUCUCCCCGAGAAAGUUGAUGUGAUUAUCUCCGAGUGGAUGGGGUAUUUCCUUCUCCGCGAGUCUAUGUUUGAUUCGGUGAUAUAUGCCCGUGACCAUUGGUUGAAGCCAACUGGAGUAAUGUAUCCUAGUCAUGCUCGUAUGUGGGUGGCACCUAUCAGGUCUGGAAUAGGAGAGCAUAAAAGGGGUGAUUAUGAUUUGGCUAUGGAGGAGUGGGAUAAUUUUGUUGGUGACACAAAAACUUCUUAUGGUGUUGAUAUGAGUAUUUUAUCAAAACCUUUCUCAGAAGAGCAGAAAAAAUACUAUCUACAGACAUCAUUGUGGAGCAAUCUUCAUCCAAAUCAAGUUAUAGGAUCCCCAGCCAUAAUAAAGGAGAUUGAUUGUUUAACGGCCUCUGUCAGUGACAUUCUUGAAGUUAAAGCAGAUAUUUUUUCGUCAAUAACAAUGGAUCGGACAAGGCUCUGUGGUUUUGGGGGAUGGUUUGAUGUUCAUUUUCGAGGAAGAAAAGAGGACCCAGCUCAGCAAGAAAUCGAGUUGAGUACUGCACCUUGUCCAAAUAAUGGCACGCAUUGGGGGCAACAGGUUUUUCUUCUGCAACCUCCCGUCCAAGUUGACCAAGGCGACAAAUUAGAUCUUUCUUUCUCAAUGAUUCGCUCUAAGGAGAAUCAUCGACUUUUGGAGGUUGAGUUUGGCUGUGAGAUUACACAAUCUUCUGGCAAGAUUCCACACUUCAAGAACAAGUUUUUCAUUGAAUAAGAAAAAAGCAAUUCUCACAGUUUGGCUUUGACUUUUGACAAAGUAUCUGUAUGCUCUGCAAACUCGUCACAAGUCUUCUGCUCUAAGUGGCUUCUUCAGAAAUGAUGAAAUCUACAUAUGGACAAUUUUUUUUGUGGAGUUUUGCAGCUGUUUUUGGUAGUUGGUUUUAUUUUGUAUUUUCGGUAAUUCUAUCCUUCUAUUACGUUAUUAGCAAAUUAUAACAUAUACUUUAGAGGUUUGUAGUUUGUACAAUGCAAAAGAAGUAAACAUUGGUGCAGAUGUCAAAUUAAAAAUUUCGAAGAAAAAUGAAUCGUAAACAAAGUUUAAUGGUCGAA
Humulus lupulus (European hop) is the source of this 1767-nucleotide messenger RNA. Its product is annotated as protein arginine N-methyltransferase PRMT10. The transcript is spliced from 8 exons. NCBI's taxonomy places the organism in Eukaryota, Viridiplantae, Streptophyta, Magnoliopsida, Rosales, Cannabaceae. The record is from RefSeq and is a predicted model, not a curated record. Gene Ontology annotation, molecular function: protein-arginine N-methyltransferase activity. Bases 311 to 1432 code for a protein of 373 amino acids. Gene Ontology annotation, cellular component: nucleus. Gene Ontology annotation, biological process: peptidyl-arginine methylation.